UCGUGUGUUUGUCCUACCUUGUGCUGGUACUGCAGGCACCUCAGCGUGCCCCUCCUGGGGUUUGUUACACAUCCUCCGAACACCCCCGUGCUCCAACGCAUGUCCGCGCCACUGACCUGGGGGAAACACAUCGUGAUAACAGAUACACAAAUCGAGGUGCUGAAAGUGAUGCGCACCAUCGAUGACAGGAUUGUCCAUGCCCUCAACACCACAGUGCCCACAGUGUCCUUCUCGGGCAAGGUCGACGCCACACAGACAUGCAAACAACUCUAUGAGUCUAUGAUGAAGGGCCAUUUGAGCCGAGACAGAGCAAUCAAGAGCUGUAUAGCCCAGACCUCAGAGGUGGUGGGGCAACUACGAGAGGAGAGAGGAAGGGACCGUGACAACCUCACCCUCGUCAAACAACUCAGGAAGGAGCAGACUAAGUUAAAACUGAUGCAAUCAGAGCUGAAUGUUGAAGAGGUCGUCAAUGAUAGAAGUUUGAAGGUGUUCAGUGAAAGGUGCCGAAUCCACUACACUCCUCCGAAGGUUAAGUGAUUGCCUGUUUUGGUUUCCUGGGACAAGGCGCAGAUCCAGUUGGCUGCACCAGGACUGGAGACAGAACCAGCAGGGUGCUGCUGUCCUGACCGACGGGCCUGUGUCAUCCGACCAGCUCUGCCUCAUUUCAGUUGUUGCCCACAACGAUCAGGACACUGUAUUACCAAUGUAAAGGAAAGAGCCAUCAUCGUGUUUCUUUUCUAACAAACAUUCCCCAAAAAAGAUGUGUGCAUUAAUUGUUAUCCAAUGGUCUUCAUGGGGUAAAAUAUGAGGAUGUCUUUUUGAGCCAGAUUAGGUUGUAAACAGUGUUUGUUUGACCCCAUGACCAACAUCCAUACUAUGACUAAAAAGGUGAUCAAUUCCUCACCGCAAAGGACUUGUCAACAUAAUCUGACUGAA
This is a messenger RNA of Osmerus eperlanus (European smelt), 936 nucleotides long. RefSeq names its product mitochondrial matrix import factor 23 (gene mix23). The transcript has 5 exons. The coding region runs from base 100 to 537 and encodes 145 amino acids. Gene Ontology annotation, cellular component: mitochondrion; mitochondrial intermembrane space. The record is from RefSeq and is a predicted model, not a curated record. Lineage: Eukaryota; Metazoa; Chordata; Actinopteri; Osmeriformes; Osmeridae.